UUUUACCUUUGCCAGAACGACAGUAGGAUUUCGUCGCGAUGACUUCGACUAUUGCAUCGCUUUUCUUGUUAUUACUAUCUCAAAACGUUCGCGGAUGGCACAUUGCGUUUCCAAACAUCAGCGAAACCUUUAAUAAUGAACUUUACGAGACUACGCCUCAAUCGGUUCUUAUAUUUCCAGGAACAAAAUGGUGCGGCAGCGGUAAUGUAGCGGACGGUCCGGAUGAUCUGGGAGUAUUCGCAAUGACCGAUGCGUGUUGUCGCGAACACGAUAAUUGCAAAGAUAUAAUCGAACCGAUGCAGACUAAGUACGGCCUGACCAAUUCUGCUUUUUAUACGAGGCUACACUGCUCGUGCGACGAGAGGUUCUACGACUGUCUCCACAGCUCCGAGGAACUCGUUAGCGCGAAGGUCGGCUUCCUCUACUUCAGCGUGUUAGACACGAAGUGCUUCCGCGAAGACUACCCCAUCGUUGGCUGCAAACGGCAUUCACUUAUUCCUAGACGCUGUUUGGAGUACGAGCUGGACGAGAGCCAACCAAAGAUGUAUCAGUGGUUCGACGUACCCACGUAUUUUCAAAACGACCACCGGAUGGUGAUGGCCGGCCGUCAUAUUCGAUCACUCGAUCCCGGCACGAGCGUUCGAGGAUUCCGAUGGAAGUCUAUUACGCGGGACCACCGACCACUGGAGGAAACGUCAUACGCAUAUAGGGCCUUGUAAACUCGACCAUGCUUCUGUCAACGCAGUUAAAUAAGCACCAAUAAAACCGCUCUUACGACCGCUUUA
Pogonomyrmex barbatus (red harvester ant) is the source of this 785-nucleotide messenger RNA. RefSeq names its product phospholipase A2 (gene Pla2). The record is from RefSeq and is a predicted model, not a curated record. Gene Ontology annotation, biological process: arachidonate secretion; phospholipid metabolic process. Gene Ontology annotation, molecular function: A2-type glycerophospholipase activity. Lineage: Eukaryota; Metazoa; Arthropoda; Insecta; Hymenoptera; Formicidae.